AUGGAGUCCUCCUUGCCCCUCUCGGUGAACGAAACUCAGGGCGAGCGCGUUGUGGUCCACAAUAAGGCAGCCAGCCAUGGAGCAGGCGGAAUCGUAAUGCCGGCUGGGGUCUACCUCGACGGGGACGAUGAGAGCGAGCUGGCGCAGGCGGAGAAGGGGGAGACUGUGUCACUCCCCCUCAACAAGCUCGGCUUGAUCGACAUCUACUUCGCAACGGACGCCCAGACCUUCAAUCCGAACGAUUAUCAUCCACUACUUGAGGGACGCCUAUCAAAGGACGAAUUCUUGGACUUCCUCUCUCACCUCAAUCAGGAUAUAAGGGAGCAGGUGGGCGGCCAGGUGAAGAAGGGCUGGAUCUACGCUACGUUGGCUCUGAUCUUGGUGUGGGUGCUGCUGUCGCUGUGGCACGGCGCCAAGGCCUUCAAGCACCACAACGCCAGCAUCAUCGACUUCUUCCCCAUGCCCAUCUUUAUCGGCUUCAUGAUCUUCCUCAUCAAGAGGACCAGCAGCCGCCGUACUGCCCAGAACGUGGCGCGAGCGGUGACGUCGGCGUGCAAGCAGCUGAACGACAAGUACGGUAAGCGCGGUCUUCACUUCCGGUUCGUGUACGACAGAUACGACUCUGAGAACGCGAACCUCCUCGAGAUCGAGAUCGUCCCGGUCCCCCCUCAGGCGGCGCUGCUGCUGGUGGUGGGGCCACCCAAGUAA
Messenger RNA from Acanthamoeba castellanii str. Neff, 708 nucleotides. RefSeq lists its product as uncharacterized. The record is from RefSeq and is a predicted model, not a curated record. The transcript has 4 exons. Lineage: Eukaryota; Discosea; Longamoebia; Acanthamoebidae. The coding region runs from base 1 to 708 and encodes 235 amino acids.